Leishmania braziliensis MHOM/BR/75/M2904 is the source of this 2007-nucleotide messenger RNA. RefSeq lists its product as hypothetical. The coding region runs from base 1 to 2007 and encodes 668 amino acids. The record is from RefSeq and is a predicted model, not a curated record. Lineage: Eukaryota; Euglenozoa; Kinetoplastea; Trypanosomatida; Trypanosomatidae. The transcript has a single exon.
AUGCGAGAAGCGGGGAGAGAGGAGCGGGAUGAGCGGUGCAAGACGGCACCCGGGCAUACAUUUGCCUCUCCUCACCCCACCACGCACCCAAGCAGGCCUGCAUCCAUUCAUUUUCUCUCCGCCUCCCGUCUCCGCCGUUUUUCGUUUUGCCCCUUUCUUCCGCAGUGCAUGUCUCCUCCCCACCCUUGUCGAAGCCGCACCAGCACACACGCGCGCGCAUUCUCUCCCUGCCUGGCCAGGAUGGAAACCCCUCUCCACCACGAUGCUGAGGCUGCCGAUGCAUGUGUUAAGGUCAGCUUCCCUUCGGUUUCCACCGCAACUCUCAACCCCGCAGCCGUGGCACCCCCCGUUGCGUUAGAGGCGGUGGCACAGCGCCAAGGUGUAGCGAGAGACACACUACCGCCAAACGCCCUCUGCAGCUCACCAUCUUCGAUGACCCAAGUGCCACUUCUUAGGCUGGAGGCCGGGGUAGAGACAGCAGCCUCGGUGGGCACUUCUGUGCCGUCGUUGAACACGGCUGCUGCAACUACCACCGCUGCUGCACGGGAAUCAUCCCACUCCCAUCCGCAUCUUUUGCACAUCAUACAGCAGCAGCAGGAGCGCAUUGCCACACUGCACGCGUCACUGGAACGCGCGGUAAAGAGUGCACAGCGCUCGUGUGCAGCUCUGGAGUCCCUGCACUGCAAGCCGCAUGUCCCCACUCGCACUGGUCGCAUCCAUACGGUGGGCGCAGCUUUGUCCUCCGUUAACUGCGCUUCGUCGUCAUCGUGUGCCUCGAUAGCAGAGGUCAUGCCAGCAGUGGCCACCACCGUGCGGUGGACAGACAGUAUCGCCGCGACGCCAAUGUCAGCAUCACCCGUCUCACGCGACUCGAUCACUGAGUGGAAAGGUGACUCACCUCCACCGGAGUGCUCUUCGCACGUUCCCUCGUCGUCCUUCAUUGCACCACCAACGUGUUCAGUGCUGCCGGUGAUUCUCCUCGACAUCACGUCGAUGUUCACGACGCGAUCGACGGGUGCAGUGGCCGCGGCAGCACACCUCAACGGGCUGCAGUCGCCACUUCCCACUCACCGCCGGUGCUCCGACACGCAAACGGACUCGGUUGCCACCGAGUCUACAACGUCGAACGACAAAGUGACCGGUGGCAGCCGUGGCAUGACGGGGACGCUGGUGGACCAACUUCGUGGCGAGCUGGCCGAAGCACAGCGGAGACUACAAACAACCGAGGGGUCGGUCAAGUCCCUCUGCGCCAGGAUGCUUGCUCUUCAGAAGCAAAGUUGCGGCCCAGGCGCCUCUUCCUGUGAGUCUGCCGAUAUUGUAUUUUUUCCGGAUGAUUCUGCAGGGACUUCUAGCAGGCGUGAUCCCGUCUGUGGCGUUGAUGGGGCCAGUUGUCCAGAAGCAGCCGCAGAAUACAUAAUUGACGGCGAUGUGAGGAAAGACAUGGAAGAGUUACGACGCCUUCGACUGUUGCUGCGCUUCUCGGAGCUGAAAAAGGACAGCGAUCGACUUGCUGGCGUGGUGGAUGCCCUUCACGAGUCCUCUGCGGCUCAGCUGCACCUGCAGAAACGCUGUGAUCGUCUGGAGCACGAAAAGGCACAAGGAAGGGACUGCCUGCGAGCGAUUGCGUCGUGUAUUGAGAGGACGUUGGCUGCCUCAAGCAAAAGCACCACUGACAACCACAGCGAUGACAGCACUGCUGCCGCUGCUGCACCCAGCGCAAUGCCGGAUGAGUCGGUGAGCGUGCUGAAGUACGUUCUGCGCCUCUGCACAGACGUGGUGCUGUCUUCGGGGCCGCACACGGCGCCCUUGCCGCUACUGCACUCUUCUCCACUGCAGGCCCGGCAAUCGCCUCUGCAGCGACGCCAAGAUCGCCUGCACAGGGCUGUGAGCGACAGCCGUGAUGUCGUGCGACCUCUACCAUGCCGCCCGCCUUCUCGAAAGGCGUCAUGGCGUGACCCUAGCGCGACAGCGGCUGCUGCUGCACGCGGUGAGCGACGUGCGAGGUGA